AUGCCCACGUGGCUCCUCUGCGUGCUGCUGGUGCUGGUCCUUAGUGUCACCGGCACUCGCACCUUGCAAAAAGCUAUCCGCGCGCGUCAAAAAGAGCGGUGGCAGUGUGGCGUCUCACCCGAGUCGACAUCUCUCCUUGGCGUUGAUUCCGCUUCAACCGACGGUACCAAGGCCCAUGCUGGAGAACCGCAGCUUCGCGCCGAUGUGCCGUGGCGGAAAAUCGCGACUCUUUUCGGUCUAUUUGUCGUCGUCGCCGGGAUGAGACUUGUCCGCGGAGGGCAAAACUUUGACAGUCCGAUUGGCCUCGAUUCAUCAUCAGCCUUGUACCCCGUGCUCCAGCAGAGCCCUGCAUAUGAGCUUGAAGCCCACGAAAUUCAGUGGACGUCGUCAUCGAUCAAGUUCUUUCCCGUUUUCUCGUUCGCAGCUGGAACAGUCUCCGGCAUGUUUGGCAUCGGCGGAGGCAUCAUCAAUGCGCCGCUGCUGCUUGAGGUGGGCGUCGACCCUUCGGCCGCUUCGGCCAUGACUGCGGCGACCGUGCUCUUCUCGAGUGGAAUGUCGUCGUUCAACUAUCUUAUGUUGGGAAAGUUGGACCUGGACCUCGCACGACUCAUGCUGCCCAUGGGGUUCCUCACUACGUACAUUGGACACAUUUGUCUGCUAAAGGUUGUUCGCCGAUUCCAGUGUCCAAGCUUAAUUGUCUUCUCCAUGGCCGCGAUCGUUCUGAUCAGUGCCGUCGCCAUGAGCGUCGAAUGCGUCCGGGCGCUCCUGUCGUGA
Phytophthora sojae is the source of this 774-nucleotide messenger RNA. RefSeq lists its product as hypothetical. The coding region runs from base 1 to 774 and encodes 257 amino acids. Gene Ontology annotation, cellular component: membrane; Cul4A-RING E3 ubiquitin ligase complex. The record is from RefSeq and is a predicted model, not a curated record. Gene Ontology annotation, biological process: protein ubiquitination. The transcript is spliced from 3 exons. Lineage: Eukaryota; Oomycota; Peronosporomycetes; Peronosporales; Peronosporaceae.